Molecule: messenger RNA, 2380 nt
Organism: Scophthalmus maximus (turbot)
Lineage: Eukaryota; Metazoa; Chordata; Actinopteri; Pleuronectiformes; Scophthalmidae
Product: 227 kDa spindle- and centromere-associated protein
Exons: 17
Coding region: 56-2194 (712 amino acids)
Source: RefSeq, a predicted model, not a curated record
CGACUCGCGUGUUGACGUCGCUGCGUUCCGGAGCGCGAGGCUACGACCCGUCUCCAUGACAGCGACGGUCGACUGUCGACUUGUUUUUCUGCAACAAAAAAAAAGCAAAAUAGAUCCAAAAAGAUCUGUAUUCCUGUCGAGAGUUCACCGUGGACCGAUGGAUUCACCGCAGGAAGAGCUGGAGCAGAUCGCCACAUGGUUGGAUGAGGAGGGAUCUGCUGCCGACUCCCCCAGGGAGGCUCAGCUGUGUUUGCUGUGGCGAGCCCUCCGGCGCACAAGGAGCCGCCUGAGCAGUGUGACGAGGGAGCAGGACACGCAGCGCUCGCGGCACUUCGCAGAGAUGGCAGAGGUCCGAAAGUCCUUGGAGCAGAUCCGCAUCUUUACGGGGCACAAAGACGCUUUGGCUCGGGAGAUACAAGACGAGAACGACCAGCUCAGGGAUCAGCUGCGGCGGCUAAUAUCCCUUCAAGACGGCCAGAUAAGCGAGGUGGCUAAAAUGCUGUACCAGCAGGGUCUCACAGACUUGAUUCACAGCAGCCCCAGUGAGCAGGUGGCGUACCUCCUGGUGGAGAGGGCCUCGCUACUCGAGACAAGUGUGGAUCCCGCAAACUGCAGCAGCAGCAGCAACAACAACUCGAUGUGUGCUGGAAACACAACCAGGUCGAUGGGGACGGAGACACAAGCUCCCAACAGCAACGCGGGACAGUCGCCCCACAGAGGGGCACUGCAUCACGGCCCUGGUUCCUGGAGGAGACUCUUUGGGCUCCACAAAGCUUCUCAUAGCAAACCUCAUUUUAUACCUGCCGAGGCCAGGCAGUUGACUGGCCAGUCGAGCAGCGUGGCGAGGAAGUGUUCCCGUCUGGAGCUGGACUUGGAGGAGGGUUCCCGCCGGCUGGCCAUGGCCCACAACGAGAUCCGACGUUUGACUGAUGAGCUGGAGUCUGCCCAGUUGACCCAAAAGGCUUAUGAGCCGGAGCUGCAGGCAGCACAGGAGGAGGUCGAAGAACUGAAGAAGUGUGAAGUGGCGGAGCUGCGAAAGGCCAAAGAGCUGAACGAUCGUCUGGACCUCGAGAUCAGAGCGUUGAGGGUCAGGGUUCGCUGCCUGGACGCUGAGAAGAGCUCUCUGCAGCAGACGGUUGUGUCUUUGCAGAAGGAGGUGGAGCGGUUCGGGUCGGCCCUGCGGGAACAACAGCAGCGGGCUGAGCAGCAGCUUCACACUGUGCAGCUUCAGGCGGACCACGCCAGUGAGCUGGCUAAAUCCCAGGAAACUGAACUGAAUCGGAGCAACCGGCUGUGCAGAGAUUUACGAAACAAGCUGGGUGCUCAGACGAGACGCCUUUUGGUCGAGUCAGAAAUAAUUACUCUUAAGCCAAAAGAGGCAGAUUUACAACAUUGUGAGAACGCUCACUCGCAACCGGGAAAAUCCUCUACAACAGAGGAUAAAGAGCCACGGCUGCACAAGGAAAUCGCAGUGGACAAGGAGUGUCCUCAUCAUCAAGACGCUGUCAGGACUCGGACAUCCACCCGAGAUGAGUGCGAGACCCUGAAGGACGAGAUCUGUGAGACACUUCAAUGCCUUGACAAAGAGCGCAGUAAAUACCAUGAGAUGAAGGAAAAACACAAGGCCAGACUGUGUUGGGCCAAACACAAAUUGGACGGUGAAACCGCGUGGCGUGACGAGAAGAUAAAAAGUCUAGAGCGGGAAUUUUCCUUGUGUUCCCAUUCAUUAGCAAAGGAGAAAGAGCUUGUCCUGAGCAUAACUGCGGAGAACGAGAAACUGCUCGCUGAGAGGACGAGGUUGUUGCAGCGGCUCAACGAGGAGGAGCACAACAAGAAAGACAGUCAUCUUACAGCUGCUGUGUCCAAGUGCAGGGCCAACUUCCUGGAGAUGGAAAACAAGAAAAUGGGAGACAAAAUAAUCCACAUUUCCAAUCAGCUUGCGGUCCUGGAACGAACUCUACAGAACACGCAGUCACUUCACUUUGCUGAGGAACUGAAGAAAAUGUAUAGUCCUCAGCAUAUUUGUACACCUCUCUCCGCACAGGCUUCAAAUGCGAUGAUGCCGAAGCCCUCUGAAACUCCGACCCCACUGGAUGACACUGAGAGGAGUCACGCCAAGCAGCCAGGCGUGGCCACUUCCCCUUACUGCUUCCUCUCCGCGGCCCUAUCAGCAGAGGUGGGUUACCCAACCUGACCUUCGAUCAGAGCUGCUCACACCAAUCAGCCUCGCCGACCGCCCCCGACAGCUUUUUUUCUCUCGGCACGACAAUCUCUCGAACUGUACCUUGUAGCAAUUCUCUCUCCAAUCUUUGUCCAUUUAAAGAGUUGAUGUCGAUUAUAUUUGUGAUAUUUUUUAAAUAAAUAAUAAAUUAUUUCUAAA